AUGGCUUCACGAAACCCCACUGGAUUUGAUCUUAAGCAGUUCAAGGCCGCUGCGUCGCCUUCCUCUAUCUACGCUAAGCGGGAUCCCUGGGCGCGCAACGAGACCUGGCGCUACACCGGUCCCUUCACCCGCUGGAACCGCUUCAAGGGUCUUUUCCCCGGUCUUGGUAUCGCUACCGUCGCUUUCACUGCCUACUGCGCCUACGAGCACUUCUUCCUUCAAGAUGACCACCACCACGGUGAUGCCCACCACGGCGAGGGCCACCACUAA
Penicillium malachiteum is the source of this 270-nucleotide messenger RNA. RefSeq names its product NADH dehydrogenase [ubiquinone] 1 beta subcomplex subunit 3. Gene Ontology annotation, biological process: electron transport chain; mitochondrial respiratory chain complex I assembly. The record is from RefSeq and is a predicted model, not a curated record. Lineage: Eukaryota; Fungi; Ascomycota; Eurotiomycetes; Eurotiales; Aspergillaceae. Gene Ontology annotation, cellular component: mitochondrion. The transcript has 2 exons. The coding region runs from base 1 to 270 and encodes 89 amino acids.